CGAAAAAGAUCUUUUCAGUUUGGUAGUUUUAGUAUAAAAGUGGAUAAGAAAGUAGCAACACCGACCAGUGCUGCCAACCUGGAAAAUUCUCUACCAAAAAUCGAUUGCAGUUACGCGCAGGCUCCGUAGCAAAGUACAGUACUAUCUAAUACGCGAACCAGGAAGUAUUUUAUACAGAAAAAUAAUAAAUAAUUAAAAACUAGUGCCAAGUAUUGGUAGAAUCUAAUUUUUAUAUUCAAAAGAAAAAAAUGUCCGCCAAGCCGUGAGUGAAUUGGAAAAAUUAUAAAAAAAUCUCGUGAAAUUUUAUAUUUAGACGGAUAAAAUUAAAUUUGUUACAACGGCUCCCUUAACAAGCAUAGUUUUCAUCGAUCAAAUGUAUAAGUCGGCUUAUGCCGUCGACAAAAACGCCUGUAAACUAGAGUGUACGGAGUCUGAGGAUCACUUUCAUUGUAUAUCACUGCCCCCUGACAUCAAAAUAUGUCUCUACCCAGAGAAUUCAACUUCAGUCAAGAGUUGUCAAAGCUCGACACUCAGAUCCUCGGCACGUCAGCUCCACCGACGUCCACGGCUCUGUCCUGCUCCAUCGACCUGCCGACAGAUGUCAUCUCAGAGGCUGUCUUGUCUCCGGAUAAGGCAGGUUCCCUCAUGUCGGUCCAGUCAGCUCCCCCAGAGCAGAGGGAACGACCAGCGAGUCUGCUUCUUGAGUUGCCAUUAGCCACGCAAGUUGGUGCAUAUCUCUCCGCGAUGUCCCCCACGGAGCAGGAGGAGGACUCGCUCCUAACUCUCUCGUCCGUGACAGCUCGCCCGCUGCUCGCCGCGUCCAGAAAGCUGCGCCCUCCGCCCGACUCGUCUGCCGAGUCCACAGCUCCUCCGGACGGCGGCUACGGCUGGGUGGUGGUGUUCGGAGCCUUCAUGGUGCAGUUCUGGGUGGCUGGCCUCUUCAAGUCCUAUGGAGUGCUCUACGUGGAGAUCAUGGAGACCUUUCCUGAGUCCUCAGCGUCCAUCGCGUCGUGGAUACCGGCAGCGCUGUCAACGCUGUGCUUGGCUCUUGCGCCUCUAUCCUCUGCCCUCUGCGAGAAGUACUCCUGCCGGCUCGUGGUCUUCAUCGGAGGGCUGUUCUGCGCCACCGGGCUCGCGCUCUCCUACUUCAGCACUGGGUUACUCCAUCUCCUGCUCAGUUUUGGAGUGAUGACUGGUAUCGGAGGCGGGCUGUCAACUACACCUGGUAUUGUCAUCGUGUCUCAGUACUUCGAUAAACACAGGGCAUUGGCGAACGGUAUUUGUGUGAGCGGGACAGCAGCUGGUAGCUUCGUGUUUCCGAUGUUAAUUGAAAAACUGGUCGAUAUGUAUGGUUUACAUGGCACUGUGUUGUUGUUGGGUGGUGGUAUGCUCCAUGUCUGCGUAUCAGCCACACUGUACCGCCCCGCACCACUCAGCUGCAACUCCUCGGCCUUGGCAGACAGGACACCAGCCACCACUACCACCACUGAGCACACCACGCUGCUACAUGAUAUACAGGAAGACCAAGGCAUUAUGUUUAAGUCCGACUCCCAGAAAGACAACCACCUUCAGAGCCUGUUCCAACCAGAAACAGAGCUGAGCCUGAACCAGAAGAACCUGCUCCUCAACGAGGAUAUGAAGAGGACCAACCUCAUCACUGAGAUCAUGCAUCCUAGUUUAAUUGAAGUGGCCCGUCAACAGAUGCAAACGCAGCAUUCAGAUUCGGAAGAUUCAGAAGGUUUAGAUGUUCUAGGUGUAGUUGGUCUACCUAAGGAAGUGUCACGUCUCCGUCUGCGUCCGACACGCUCCUCCUCGAUCCUGCACUCCGUGGAGGACUUGUCUACUGACAGCACUUGCGUUUAUAAAGCGAGUAGACGACAUCUUAGUAGAUCACUUUACAUCCGACCACCUCCCAGCCGCCUCGCGCAGAAGCUGUCAGAACCCAUCGUUAUCAAACAAGAAGAAGUACAGAAAGAGGUGCAAGAGGAGAAGAAGCAAGCGGGCUGUGUCGAGAAGAUAUCCAGGUAUCUGGACGUGUCGCUCCUGAAGUCUUGGCGUUUCGGUCUGCUCUGCGCGUCGGUAGCUCUCAUGUCUUGUGGCUCGCCAUACGCGCUGUACUACCUGCCUGCCUACACAGUCGCUCUGGGACAUAGCAAGUCAGCUGCCGGACACCUGGUCGCCAUAAGUGCAGUUCUAGAUCUCUGCGGAAGACUGGGACUCGGCUGGCUGUGCGACCUGCAUCUGUUUUGCAGAAGAAAGGCCUAUAUAGUGAGUAUUCUGGUGGCUGGUAUUGCAGUGCUGUGUCUCCCUAGUCUAUCAUCUUGGUGGGCGCUAGCUGUUGCAUCAGGAGCAUAUGGCCUCUGCCUGGGUUGCUGGUUCCUUCUGGUUCCCGUACUUCUAGCAGACGCCUUCGGAACAGCCCGCAUCGCGUCAUCCUACGGUCUUGUAAGAAUGUUCCAGAGUCUCGCUGCUGUAUCUGUGCCCCCAACUGCAGGUCUAUUACGCGAUGUAACGGGCGGUUAUUCUUGGUGCUUCUACGGCAUGGGUUCGUGUAUGGUACUAGGUUCGAUUCCCGUCAUAGUUUUCCACUUGAGCACGAAAAACGAAGACUCCGACUCCUCAGUCGAUUGAAGCAAAAAGUUGCGUCUUUUUGGGGUCUGGCAUAAUGGGGUCUAUAAUCGUAUUAAACGUAUGUAUUUUCGGGGGUCUUAUUAGAAUGGAUAUUAGUGGGGUCAUUUGACCUUGGGGUCUAAAGUAUCGUUCUUUGGGGGUCAUUUAUAAUAGACCUUGGGGGUUGUUGUAUUAUAUUAUAUGUGUGUAUUGAAUUAAAUAUUGCAGUGUAGAAGAG
Messenger RNA from Trichoplusia ni (cabbage looper), 2848 nucleotides. RefSeq names its product monocarboxylate transporter 12-like (gene Sln). Gene Ontology annotation, molecular function: monocarboxylic acid transmembrane transporter activity. NCBI's taxonomy places the organism in Eukaryota, Metazoa, Arthropoda, Insecta, Lepidoptera, Noctuidae. The record is from RefSeq and is a predicted model, not a curated record. Gene Ontology annotation, biological process: transmembrane transport; monocarboxylic acid transport. Bases 478 to 2631 code for a protein of 717 amino acids. The transcript has 18 exons.